GGGUGUUUGCGCUCAGACGCACGCCGUGUUUCGGCAAGCGAGGGCGGAGCAGAUGCGGCCGCUGCUGGUGCUUAACAAGGUUGACCGAUUGGCUUCCGAGCUGAAGCUGACGCCGUUGGAGGCUUGGCAGCACCUGCACCGACUGGUCGAGAACGUGAACGCUCUCACCGCGACGCUGGUCAGUGCGGACGAGUGCGCCGAGUUAGACGAAGCUGCGGCGAGGGACUCGGGGAGCGGGGACGGAGUUGCUGCUGCUCAGGAGGCACCAUCUCCCGAAGAGGAUCUGGAAGGAUGGACGUUCAGCCCGGAGUACGGCAACGUCGUCUUCUGCUCCGCCCUUGACGGCUGGGGCUUCGGCCUGGGGGACUUCGCCAGGCUCUGGGCCAAGAGAGUGGGCUGCAAGCCGCGGGAGCUCAGGCGGAUGCUGUGGGGCAGUUUCGUACUCAACGCAAAGACGAAGAAGGUGACCAAGUGGACGCCGUCAAGCCAGAACACGCCGAUGUUCGUGUCCAUGAUCCUGGACCCGAUCUGGCAGCUCUACGACGCGGCCGUGCAGGACAAGAACAGCGCUAAGGCUGGCCGGAUGGCGGCGAAGCUGGGCCUCGACAUCCCCCCGAGAGAGCUGGCGUCGACCGAUCCUAGGACUGUUCUCCAGUCCGUGAUGAAGAGGUGGCUGCCCUUGUCCGAGGCCGUUCUUCGCAUGGUGGUCGAGAGAGGGCCGUCUCCGGCGGAAGCUCAAACCACCAGGGUCGACGUUCUCUGGCCGCCGUCGGAUGAGUCGUUACGGUUGACGGGGGCGGGGGGCGCAGAGGGCGGUGAAGAAGACAAUGCAAGAAUAAUGGCGGAGAUGGAUCGGGUGCGUCGAGCCGUAGCCGCCUGCGACGCUUCCCCGUCCGCUCCGGUGGUGAUCUUUGUGUCCAAGAUGAUACCUGUCAAGAAGCGGGAUAUCACUGACGCCGACGGGAAGCUCUGGGAGCCACCGGCGGCGGCGGCGGCGGCGGCGGCGGCGGCGGCAGGACUGUCGGCGGGACUGUCAGAGAGCGGGACGGGGGGCGACGCGGAAGACGACCGGGACUCGCUGGCGUUCGUCGCGUUCGCCCGGGUUCUGAGCGGAACGGUUGCGCCGGACACCCCGCUUUUGGUGCUAGGCCCCAAGUACCACCCGCUGAAGCAGGGGGCGUGGACCCACGCAUCCCCUCUAGGGAACGACUGGACCCCUCCCGACGCGGUGCGCGGGGACCCCGCCGGCGCCACCGGACAAAAAGACCGACCGCCAAACAGGCUCUUCACUCGCCGGAGGCGGCCAGGGGAUGACGUCACCACACACGGCGAAAUAGCCGCCGAUUCGAACAGCAGCAACGACGACGACGGGGGGAGCGGGCGGCCGUCAUCAUGGAGGCAAGAGGGGCGCGGUAUCGAUGACAACCUGGCCCUGUUUAUGAUGAUGGGGGCGGCGCUGCAGCCGGUGGCGAGGGUCCCCGCGGGGAACGUCCUCGCCCUGGCGGGGUUGGAAGGGAGGGUCAACAAGUGCGCCACCCUGAGCGACACGGCCGAGUGCCCGGCCAUGCGCGCGGUGACCCUGCAGGCCAAGCCGAUGGUGAGGGUGGCCGUGGAGGCGCUGCACCAGCAGGACAUGGACAAGCUGGAGCUCGGGCUCAGCAGGCUCUACCAGGCGGACCCCGCCGUAGAGGUGAGCGUCACGACGAGAGGAGAACACAUUGUUUGCUGCCUGGGGGAGCUGCAUCUGGAACAGAGCCUGAAGGAUUUGCGCGAGAGGUACGCCUGUGUCGAGCUCAAGGCCUCCCUUCCCCUCGUACCUUUCAGGGAGACCAUCGUCGCCCCGGGCCAGGUGGUCGGGGAAGAUGGCUCGAUCAUCCCCCCCCCGCAGCUCAAGAUCGCGCCUUGGUCAGACGAGGAAGGGCUGAGCCUCACCGACUUCAAGACCGGGCGCGCUAGAGUUGUCACCCCCGAUAAACGGGCGGCGCUGACGCUGAGGUGUUUGCCGCUUCCGGUGGACGUCGGGAAGCUCGUAGAGGCCCACCCGAACGAGGUACGUGUGCUUUCGGAAGAACUCGGAGCCGCCAGGAUAUCUCGGGCCGGCGAAGGCGUUGACCCUUUGGCGACAGGGGGACAAGCGGACCCGGCCGUUCUCAACGCCUCCGGUACCAGGCCGUCCUCCUUCCGGCAAGAUCUUCUCCACGCCCUGAGGGAGGCGUCGCCCGACAGCGGGGGUACUACCGGCGGCAGUAGCGCAGUAGGUGGCGGGGGUGCCGGGUGGAACGAAGCGGGGGGGGAGGGUUUCCUUGCAAGGGCGUUGGCUUUCGGUCCGCGGGGCGUGGGGACCAACCUAUUGGCCAGAUGCGCUGGGGGGGUGGAGGUCAGGGUAGCCAAGGCAGGCAACAGCAUCGAGGAAACUCCUACGAGUAAGGCCAACACCAAGAACGCUGGGGAGGCUGGCAGGGUCGGUACUGCUGCUACCGCUUCGGAGGACACGGCCACGGCGGCAAGCGAGGUUCGACAAGCAAGCGAAGAAGAAGCGUCCGAGGCCCUAAGGCUCAUCGAGAACAGCGUCAUCACAGGAUUUCAGCUGGCUACCCUGGCGGGGCCCCUGGCCGGGGAAGAGCUGCACGGACUCUGCUUCCUGCUGGAGAAGGUGGAAAUCACGGCGGAAUGCCUCACCAGCGGCAGCAGCGGUAGUAACCCCUCAACAGCCACCGCCGUCGUACCGCCGCCGCCACCUGGAGACCCUGGAAGCCCCGCGGAUGGCGGUGAUUCGUCAUCACCAGUGACGCCCCUCGAGGACGGAAGUGGGACCGGGGAAGGCGUAGGGGCAAGCGGGGAGGGCAGCGACGAUGAUGGCGCAAGCGUUGGCAAAGGAAGCGUGGAGAGCGGUGUCGCGGGGGAAAGACGGGGACCGCAGCCGCAGGACCAACGGAGACGGUACGGGCCGUUGACGGGGCAGAUAAUUUCCGUCGUGCGCAUGGGGUGCAGGGCUUCCAUGCUUUGCUGCCCGGUGCGACUAGUCGAGGCGUUCUACCGCUGCAGUCUCCAGUGCGAUCAGCUGCAGCUGGGCAACAUGUACGCGGUGCUCUCGAAGAGGCGGGGGAGAGUGGUGGACGAAGACCUUGUGGAAGGCACACAGUUGUUUUUGCUGACUGCGCUGCUGCCAGUGGCGGAAUCGUUCGGGUUCGCCGACGAGCUGCUCAAGAAAACAUCGGGAGCAGGCACCACGCCUCAGCUGGCCUUCUCCCAUUGGGAGGUGAUGGAGCUGGACCCUUUCUGGCGGCCUCAGACGGAAGAGGAGAGAGAGGACGAGGGGGAAGAGGGCCACUUGAGCGUGACCAAUAUUGCCAGGCAGUACCUGGACGGGGUUAGAAAACGGAAGGGGCUUGCCACGAACGACAAGAUUGUAGUCGCCGCGGAGAAGCAGCGGACACUGACAAGAAACAAGUGAUUUUUUGUUCGGCGGGUCGGGAAGGGCUUGCAGAAGGGAGAGUGGGUAUUUGUCCUUCACGAUAGAAGCACUCGCGUGGUACACCGCUGGCAGUACGCGUGGCCGGUUCUGCUGCUGUAGCGCGAAUUGUUCUUGGCAUAUGGAAUCUCCACUGACCCGCGCGGUUCGUGCCGCUGGCGAGACGCGUGACCUGUAGUGUAGCUCGAAUUGUUCUUGCCGUUUGGAAUCACUAGGCUAAAGGGAGUCCGUGAAGGGUACUUGAAGCAUUUGUCGCACAUGACGCCACGCAGCUUUCAUCCAGCACAGACAGCAAGCGGUGUGUCCAACGCGAAACGGGCUACCUCGU
Ectocarpus sp. CCAP 1310/34 is the source of this 3800-nucleotide messenger RNA. Lineage: Eukaryota; Phaeophyceae; Ectocarpales; Ectocarpaceae. The record is from the annotation of a GenBank genome assembly.